Messenger RNA from Malassezia pachydermatis, 1539 nucleotides. Its product is annotated as nadph:adrenodoxin oxidoreductase mitochondrial. NCBI's taxonomy places the organism in Eukaryota, Fungi, Basidiomycota, Malasseziomycetes, Malasseziales, Malasseziaceae. Bases 1 to 1539 code for a protein of 512 amino acids. The record is from RefSeq and is a predicted model, not a curated record. Gene Ontology annotation, biological process: ubiquinone biosynthetic process. Gene Ontology annotation, cellular component: mitochondrion. The transcript is spliced from 2 exons.
AUGCAGCCGACAGUGUGGCGGUCCUUCGCGACGACCUGUACGCGGCGUGCCCCACCGAUGCGCCUGGCUGUCGUGGGCACAGGGCCUAGUGGCUUUUAUGCUGCGUCACGGAUCCUGCACCAGUUUGAUAAGGCGCAUGGGACGGGCGAUAACGGCGUAGAAGUGCACAUGUAUGAACGAUUGCCUACGCCUUUUGGGCUGGUACGCUAUGGCGUCGCACCUGAUCAUCCGGAAGUGCGCAAUGUAGAAAACAAGUUUGAUGAAGUGCUGCGUGAUCCGCGUGUCACGUUCCUUGGCAAUGUAUGUGUCACUGCCGAGGCCACGUCGUCGAUCCCAGCGCCAACAGAGCACAUUGCGCUACCAUCCCUCGCCCCAUAUUAUACACAUAUCCUAUAUGCCUAUGGUGCUAGCGAUGCCCGUCAUCUGCAUGUGCCUGGCAGUGCGCCAGGAGAACUAGCGAACGUGGCAUCGGCUCUGGACUUUGUGCAAUGGUACAACGGGCACCCAGAUGCCCAUGGCGCAAACGCAGCACGGUGGGAACAGAUCGACGGAUCGACACUAAGAAAUGUCGCGGUCGUCGGUGCUGGGAAUGUGGCCAUUGACGUGGCCCGAAUCCUUUUGCGCCAAAGCGCGUUUGCGCCGGCCGAUCAAUCUCUUCGCCAUACCGAUGUCCCGCAGUCGGUGCUGGACUGCCUUCGUUCAUGGCAGGUCGAGAAUGUGGGACUGUUUGUCCGCCGCGGCGCUGCGCAGCUGGCAUUCACCAACAAGGAACUGCGUGAGAUGCUAGCUUUACCGCAUGCACCAUUCCAGCCGAUGGACGCUGCGCAUCUCUCCCAGGCCUUGGCCAUUGUGGCCCAGAGCGAGGAGGUCGGUCACAAACGCGCAAUGACACGGCUACUUAAGCAGCUGCAGAAGGGCAGUGCAUGCACCUAUAAAGCCGACCAUAAGCCACGCUGGGGCGUGCAUCUUCUGCGCGCGCCCAAGGCCUUCCAUGGCCGCGACGGGCGUGUGGUGGAGGCUGAAUGGGCUGUGACACAGGUCUCAGAACAGGGGCAGGCGAUCGAUACGGGCGACUCCGUGACCACAGACGUGGACUUGGUCCUCAGCAGUGUCGGUUAUCGCUCACGUCCUCUCCCUGGCACGGCUACCAAUGUCCCCUUUGACGAUCUCCGUGCCAUCAUCCCCAAUGAGCGACGCCGCGUCGUAAACCAAGAUGGCCACAUCGUGCCAGGCAUGUACGUGGCCGGUUGGCUUGCUACGGGCCCUGUCGGUGUGAUCGUUUCGACCAUGAUCGAUGCCUACAGCGCCGCUGAUGAGAUGCUGCACGACUGGCGCGAGAACCCCACAACGUCGACACUCUGUGCAUCCUAUGGUGUGCCCACAGCUGAGCGUGGUCUGCCCGAGGCAUUGGAAGGCAAGCGCAUCGUGCACUACGACGACUGGCUGCGGAUUGAUGCCGCAGAGAAGGAGCGUGGACGUGCGCUCGAUAAGCCACGCGAAAAGUUUGUGCGUGUACAGGAUAUGCUGGACAUACUCUAA